CUACACACCACAUGAUUCUGACUUAACUGCGCGCUACAAUUACUCGACAUACGCGAGUCUCGACAUACGCCUCUACUGUAAAAUACGCACCAUAUUAACGCGCCUGGUUCGCGUCAAUACUUUACUAUCGCAGACAGGGUCAAAGAGCCGUCGCCUUCGAGCUUAACCCGAGCUUAGUCGUGUGCCAACACACCACCACCACCGCUAUCCAAAAACACAAUGCCGUUCAACUCCUCCCCCGAUCCCCUCUCACUAUCUUCGGGCCCCUUCAUCGCCGAACCCUCGCGCCGCUCCCGGUCACGCUCCCCGUCCAAGCCACUCCGCACGCCGCAACCCCGAAGCACAUCCGCCGUACAGGUGCACUCACCCACCAAGAUGACGGCCACCACCAACUCGCACCUCUCCCCGUGGCGAAUCAAGGUGAUGGUCGAAGCCGAGCGCGACGACGGCUCCGGCUCCGACGGCUCCGGCGAUGAGCGCGGCAGAAUGGCACCACCGAGCUUCACGCUGGGCUUUGCCGGCGAGGGCAUGGACGUCGAGGUGGUGCCGAGCCCGCGCCAGAGAAAGAGUCGCGAUCGCUCGGUGGGUGUAAUUACGCGGACGCGCACCACAAAAGUGCCGGUCAAGGGGCUGGAUUCGUCCCCUAGUGAGACGAUGAAACCGAAGGGGAGGCGUGCGACACCUACGGCUCCGCGACGGUUGACUCCCGUGGUGAAAUCGACGGCUGGAACAUCCCCGAGAAAGGCGGCGGUCACACCGAAACCGGCCACUACCCCUAGAUGGAAGAGGGCGUCACUGGUGAAGGCGAAAGCGACAGCUGCGGAGGUGGAUGAGGAGGACGAUGGGGAGAAACAUGAGGCUUCAUCACUAUCAGCGGACACCACCGCCGUGAAAACAUCCGCCUCCAAAUCCCCCGGCAAGCGGCGCAAGUCGAGGACCCCACGAACUUCCCUGGUUCCCACCCUUGCGUCAACACGCUCCCGUAGAUCUUCUCUUGCACCCGUAUCCUACAUCGAGGCCCCGGCAUCCACACCCAGGAGAAGCACCAGGUCAGCCUCGGCGAUGUCGAAUGGCGAGAGGCACGCUCUGUCCGGAAGGGAUCCGAACUCGGUGGCAUCCCCGUCGCCCGCGAAAUCGAAUACCCCUGUGGCGUCGGUGCAAGGCAGUAGGAUUUCUAGACGUGGCGAAAGUGUUGCAUCGGCCGGUUCGAAUCGGCCCAUUGGAGAUAACAUUGCCAACCCGGCUGGGGAGAGUUUUCUCGUCAGUGAGGGGGGUUCAAUGGCCCUACCAGAGGAUCGGUCCGGAUUCCUAGAUGAUGGUACGGACUUGACAGCGCAGUUUGGGACCGUGGAGGAACAGGAUGGGGAUGUGGACAUGUCCGAAGAAGAGGCGCUGGCAGAUUUGUCUACGGCUUCAGUGUGGCAGUCGGGAAAUACACCGGAGGCCGAUCUCGAUAUGACGUAUAUCUCUACCGCAACUUUACAUACAUCCAAAACACUACAGGAGGGCACUGGUUUGCACGACGGCGCAGAUGAGGAGGAGGGGGGUGAAGAGGAAGAGGAAGAUGUGGAUAUGGACGAAGUAUCUUCAUUACGUUCAGACGAGCUACUCCAACCCAUCGAAGCCGAUUUUUCUUAUAUCUCGACUGGAAGAUCAUUUACUCCUCAGGCUGAGCAUCGGUCGUCGAAUAGGGCAGCGAGCCCGCUGUUCGAAGACGAUCCUGUUACCCAGGAGUCAUUCUACGGGCUGCCGGAUUCCUCAACAUCCAGAGACAAGGGCAAGGGCAAGCAAAAGCAGGGGGAUGAGACUACGACGCAGAAGGAGAGUUUCUACCCGUCAUCACCGCCACUCAGAGUCGUUAUACCUUCUCCGCAGAAGGCGCAGAGCAUCGUCACCCCAGCGCAGGGCAAUAAGCGCGAGCACGAAGACGACAUUCCCGAUGCCCCCGCCUCCAAACGUCGUACUAACCGUGAAACACCCAAUCUCACUCUCGUCCGUGAAGCGAGCGAGAUCAUGAGCGACGCACUAGAGGUUGAGGAGUCCAUGCAGAUGAUCGAAGAAGAGUUCGGCAACGACUUCGAUGGUCCGCCGACACCCGAAAGCCAGGAAGAGGAAGAUAAGACCAACGAGAUGCAAGACGAUUCCCGACCCUACCCUACUCUUCCUCAGAGCUAUGUGGAGCCGGGACAGGAGGAGAUUUCAUACCCGACGGUUGACACUACGGUUGACACUACGGGUAUUCCAAGUCCGACGUCGAGUCUUCCACAGGUGUCACCCCCAGCACCGACAGGUUACCUCGCGCGUAUCUUCUCCCCGUUCAAGUGGACUCCCAGCAAACCCGUGAUUCCCGCCCCUGUUCAUGCUCCUUCAUCGGCACAGACCUCCUCUGGGCUCCCCCGCACCCCCGGCGGCCGCUCCGUCCACUUCGAGGACGAAACCAGCAUCGACGCACGGCAGCGGGCGGCCGACCGCACAGCACUAGUCGAAUCCGAAGCGACUGGCAAGAACGCAACGGAAGUCGGCAGCAGCACUUCGCAGUUGGUAGGCGACGCCACCAAAGCGCUGCUGGAGGAGUGGGACCGCCAGCGCUCCGAUGUCCGUCGCCAGGCUGAAGUGGUCGGCGCAAUCACAAUAGACGAUGAGACCGAGUCCGCACUCAAUGAACGCUCGGCGCGCGAGACCUCGCCGCCUCCUGCCACACUGAAGUUUAAGAAGCCCGCGACUGUUGCGUCGUCCAGUCGCACUUCCACUUCUACUGCUACAGCAGCCGGCACCACACCCCGAAUGCUUGAGAAGCAAGCCGCCACUGCCACUGCAUCAUCCAGUCGCCCCUCCCCCCCUCCCCCCCAAGCGCGAGAGGAAACCCUGAUCGACUCGCUCCUCGACGAGAUAACGACGGUUUCCACCGCGCCCUCGGGGCUGGUAUGGUCAAAGGCGGAGUACCGUCACCUGGACCUGGUGCUUUCCUCAUCCUCGACCUCCCCGUCGCAGGCCACAAAGUGCUAUAAAGUCCUGCUCGACCGGCCGGAGCGGAUACUGGCCAAGGAGGUGGUGUCGUCCCUGGCUCUGGACGAGAAGGGAUUCCUCGUCCUGAGCAGGAAGGAGAGUGCCGCUGUUGAUAGGUUUAUGAAGCGCGAGAGGACGAAGGGGAAGGAGUGGUCGCUCGUCGAGGUGGUCAGACGGACGGCUGGGAUCAAGAUUGCCGGGAGGAGGAGGGAGUUGGUUGCGAAGAAGUGAUGGGGGAUGAGGUUGUAUUACUAUCGAUCGGGCGGUGGUUUUUGUUUAGUAUGUACUGUACUGUAGGAUGGAUGGAUGGGGGAAGGGGGGUUCUUUGUUGCGUGCGAUUGGUGUUGUACUUUUAGCUAGCUAUGGGCGAUGCUCACUGCUUUCCUUUGCCCAACUAAUGUCACGAUAACGAUUUCCAAUGAGUUUUAUGUAGGGUUCAAUAAGACUU
Molecule: messenger RNA, 3454 nt
Organism: Tricharina praecox
Lineage: Eukaryota; Fungi; Ascomycota; Pezizomycetes; Pezizales; Pyronemataceae
Exons: 2
Coding region: 220-3237 (1005 amino acids)
Source: RefSeq, a predicted model, not a curated record